Messenger RNA from Homo sapiens (human), 1692 nucleotides. It is a transcript of the gene RBM42, whose product is annotated as RNA binding motif protein 42. Gene Ontology annotation, cellular component: cytoplasm; nucleus. Bases 119 to 1561 code for a protein of 480 amino acids. Gene Ontology annotation, molecular function: RNA binding; nucleic acid binding; mRNA binding. The record is from RefSeq and is marked validated. The transcript has 10 exons. NCBI's taxonomy places the organism in Eukaryota, Metazoa, Chordata, Mammalia, Primates, Hominidae.
GCUUUUGCUGGACGUCAUCCUCGGGAGCCCACCCGGACGAAGGGGGAGAGUAGACAGCAGAACCAGCGGCGGCGGCUAAGCAGAGACUGUAGUAGCGGCGACAGCGACGACGGCAGCGAUGGCUGGGGCGGGGCCAGCCCCGGGACUCCCGGGUGCAGGAGGACCCGUGGUCCCGGGUCCUGGCGCUGGCAUCCCGGGCAAAAGCGGCGAGGAACGCUUGAAGGAAAUGGAGGCGGAGAUGGCCCUGUUUGAGCAGGAAGUUCUGGGGGCUCCAGUACCUGGAAUCCCAACUGCUGUGCCUGCGGUGCCCACUGUCCCCACGGUCCCCACAGUAGAAGCGAUGCAGGUCCCAGCGGCUCCUGUGAUCCGCCCAAUUAUCGCGACCAACACAUACCAGCAGGUCCAGCAGACUCUGGAGGCCCGAGCAGCUGCUGCAGCCACAGUAGUUCCUCCCAUGGUGGGUGGCCCUCCUUUUGUAGGCCCUGUUGGCUUUGGCCCUGGUGAUCGGAGUCACCUGGACAGCCCAGAGGCUCGAGAAGCCAUGUUCCUGCGGCGGGCAGCUGUGGCCCCCCAGAGGGCCCCUAUCCUGCGUCCAGCCUUCGUCCCCCACGUGCUACAGAGAGCAGAUUCCGCUCUCUCCUCUGCAGCAGCCGGCCCCCGCCCUAUGGCCCUACGGCCCCCUCACCAGGCCCUCGUGGGCCCCCCUCUGCCUGGGCCCCCUGGACCACCCAUGAUGCUGCCACCAAUGGCUCGGGCUCCAGGGCCCCCGCUGGGCUCCAUGGCUGCACUGAGGCCCCCUCUGGAAGAGCCAGCAGCACCCCGAGAGCUGGGCCUAGGCCUGGGGUUGGGCCUGAAAGAGAAGGAAGAGGCAGUGGUGGCGGCGGCGGCUGGGCUGGAGGAGGCUAGCGCGGCUGUGGCCGUGGGGGCAGGAGGUGCCCCAGCUGGCCCUGCAGUCAUUGGGCCCAGCCUGCCGCUGGCCCUGGCCAUGCCAUUGCCCGAGCCUGAGCCCCUGCCCCUCCCGUUGGAGGUCGUCCGCGGCCUCCUGCCCCCGCUGCGCAUUCCUGAACUCCUGUCCCUGCGUCCUCGGCCCCGGCCCCCUCGGCCAGAGCCACCCCCAGGCCUCAUGGCUCUUGAGGUCCCAGAGCCCCUGGGUGAAGACAAGAAGAAGGGGAAGCCAGAGAAAUUGAAACGGUGCAUUCGCACAGCGGCAGGGAGCAGCUGGGAGGACCCCAGCCUGCUGGAGUGGGAUGCAGAUGACUUCCGGAUCUUCUGUGGGGAUCUGGGCAAUGAGGUGAACGAUGACAUCUUGGCACGCGCCUUCAGCCGCUUCCCAUCCUUCCUUAAGGCCAAGGUGAUCCGUGACAAGCGCACAGGCAAGACCAAGGGCUACGGCUUCGUCAGCUUCAAGGACCCCAGCGACUACGUGCGCGCCAUGCGUGAGAUGAAUGGGAAGUAUGUGGGCUCGCGCCCCAUCAAGCUUCGCAAGAGCAUGUGGAAGGACCGGAAUCUGGACGUGGUCCGCAAGAAGCAGAAGGAAAAGAAGAAGCUGGGCCUGAGAUAGGGUCUGUGGCCAGGCACCCGCUCCCACCUGGCCGGGCGCUGGCUCCUCCCUCAGUUCUCUUUGGAAAACCCCCAGCUGUCCACCCAUCCCCUGCCCCAAAACCAGUUUCAAUAAAUUUACGUUCAUUUCCA